Theobroma cacao (cacao) is the source of this 3700-nucleotide messenger RNA. It is a transcript of the gene TGH, whose product is annotated as SWAP (Suppressor-of-White-APricot)/surp domain-containing protein. Gene Ontology annotation, biological process: mRNA processing. Gene Ontology annotation, molecular function: RNA binding. The record is from RefSeq and is a predicted model, not a curated record. Gene Ontology annotation, cellular component: nucleus. NCBI's taxonomy places the organism in Eukaryota, Viridiplantae, Streptophyta, Magnoliopsida, Malvales, Malvaceae.
CCCCCCAUCCUACUACGGCAAGGGCUUUCAAGAAUUCAGCAAGCCCCCAAAAUUCUCACCCAAAACAAAUCCCUUUUUAAUCAAACAACUGUCAUUUUUUGAUAGCAUUUAAUCUCUGUGAUUUCAAACAAAAUCAGUCACGGUAUGGAUUCAGACAAGGAGGAUUGCGUGUUCUUCGGUACACCGAUAGAGCGUGAGGAAGAGAUCACCAACCGUCGGAAAAAAGCCGUUGCCGAAGCUUCUGGCAACCUCCGCUCGCUCCCUGCCUGGAAGCAAGAGGUUAGAGAUGAAGAAGGACGGAGAAGAUUUCAUGGUGCGUUUACUGGUGGAUUUUCUGCUGGUUACUACAAUACGGUUGGCUCUAAAGAGGGUUGGGCCCCACAGUCAUUUACAUCAUCGCGGAAGAACAGAGCUGAAGUCAAACAACAGAGCAUUAUCAACUUUUUAGAUGAAGAUGAGAAAGCUGAAUUGGAAGGUCAGUAUUUGGGAACAUCUUCACAAUUUGACACAUUUGGAUUUACAGCUGCUGAGUAUGCUCGAAAACAAGCGGAUAAGGAACAAAAGCAAAGGCCAUCUGCAAUUCCUGGACCUGUUCCUGAUGAACUUGUUCUUCCAGCUGCUGAGUCUAUUGGUGUAAAAUUGCUGCUGAGAAUGGGAUGGCGACAUGGCCGUGCUAUUAAGGAAUCGAAUGCAAGUUCACUAUAUGAUGCUCGUAGAGAAGCUAGAAAAGCUUUUCUAGCAUUUGCUUCUGAUGAUACAAAGGCAUCACACCCUGAUCAUGAGCCUGUUGAGGGUCAGCCUGAGAGCUUGGCUGAGCAGCCUGCCACUAACGAUGCUAAGUCUUCUCAAAGCUUACCUGUUUUUGUGCUCAACCCAAAGCAGGACUUGCAUGGUUUAGGAUAUGAUCCUUUUAAGCAUGCUCCUGAGUUUAGGGAAAAGAAAAGAUCACACUUGUCCAAUAAUAAGCAGCAUGGGUACAGAAAAGCUAUAUCAAUAAAAGAUAGUCCCUUUGGUUCCAAGUCAGGAAAAGCUGCUCCUGGUUUUGGAAUUGGUGCACUUGAAGAAUUUGAUGCUGAAGAUGAAGAUAUUUAUGCUGCUGGUUAUGACUUUCAAGAAACUUACGUAGAAGAGGAUGAAGAGCCGUCAAGAUUGAGCAUAGAGAGUAAACAAAAGGUGGUUGCGAAGGACCAGGGUAUUCUGCGUGGUUUCAAAGUUGCAUCAGUUUCUGACUACCAGUUAGAAAGGUUUGAUCCUCCUCUAAUCCCAAAGGAUUUUGUGCCACACCAUAAAUUUCCUGGCUCUCUCGAGACUCUCAAGAAGCUUGAUGUUCCCUCUCCCCCAGUGGUUCCUCCUCCUGAUGAUAAUAAUCUGAAACUCUUAAUUGAGGGGGUUGCAACAUUAGUAGCUCGGUGUGGUAAAUUAUUCGAGGAUCUUUCCAGAAAGAAGAAUCAGUCAAAUCCAUUGUUUAGUUUUCUUUCUGGAGGAAAUGGGCAUGAUUAUUAUGCAAGGAAGCUCUGGGAGGAGCAUCAGAAACGUGGCAAUCAAGGCAAGCUGUCAUUGGAUGGAAAACUCUCACCAAGUGUGCAGAAGAUGACGGCAGAGAGCCGUGGCAAAUUAUUAGGAGAAAAACCUUUGGAAAGAAGCUUGAAAGAGACCCCAAGCUCAUCUGUUGCUUCUGGAGAAUUUGUUCAGCUCCAAUUCAAUCUAUCAGAUACAUUUACAAAUCCUGCAUCAUUUAGUGAGUUGCCAGAAGUUGCAAAACCAUUCAAAGAUGAUCCUGCAAAGCAAGAAAGGUUUGAGCUAUUUCUCAAGGAAAAGUACGAAGGAGGACUUCGUUCUACAGGGUCUAGUGCAGCUAGUAAUAUGUCAGAAGCAGCUCGUGCUCGUGAGAGAUUGGAUUUUGAGGCAGCUGCUGAGGCAAUAGAGAAAGCGAAACGGGGAAAGGAAAGCAUGAUCUCUACACAGCCAUUUGACCUUUUAGCCACUGGAAUGCAGUUUACCUCUGGUGGACUAGAGCAAGUUAAAGACGCUCAUGCUGAAGAUUUGGUGACAAAGAAAAUGUACCCAAGAAGGGCAGAGUUCCAAUGGCGACCUUUACCUAUUUUAUGCAAGCGCUUUGAUCUCAUUGAUCCUCAUAUGGGGAAGCCACCACCACCUCCACGCAUGAGAAGUAAGAUGGAUUCUCUACUUUUCAUGCCAGAUUCUGUUCAAGGUGCUAAACUAGAAGAUGUUAUUACAAAUAGAGAUCUUCCUGUUGCUCAAACUGAUGCUCAUAAGACAAUUGGAGAUGUAGCUGAAAAGGAAAUUGAAAUUGAAGUUGAAAAUGUUGAAAGGCCUGUCGAUCUCUAUAAGGCUAUUUUUUCUGAUGAUUCUGAUGAUGAUGUGGAAGACUCUAAUACCAACAAAGUGGGGGAUCCAGAGAAGAAGAUUGAAACAGCAACUACAACUCUAAAUCGUUUGAUAGCAGGUGACUUUCUGGAAUCCUUAGGAAAAGAACUGGGCUUGGAGGUUCCCCCUGAUGCGCCCUAUUCGACAAAUAAAGCCAGCAUUCCUGCCCAGAUAGAAACACCUAACGGUGAUGCUGAAAAUGCUAAAAUCAUUCUUGUUGAAGGUAGAACUUCUUGUACUUCUAAUGCUGUCAGUGGAACUUCUCUAAACCCUGGACAAGAAACUGCUCGGGAUAGUGAAUCCUCAAAAAAUGAAUCCAUUCCUGGCAGCUCUUUGAGAUAUAGUAGCAAAUAUACUGAUGGUUUGUCCGAGAACAUAUCUGAUAAGGUCAAUGUGGAAAAGUUUGCUCAAGAGGAUAGGAGAGCCAAAUCACCCUCCAGGCAACAAAGAAACUGGAGCAGCAGUUCCUCAUCAGAAGAUGAAAGGAGUAGAAAACAUUCUAGGCAGCAUCGUCAUAGAAGCAGUGAUUCAUGUAGUGAUUCAUCCACUGAUCAUCGAGAUCGCAACCGUUCUAGGUCAAAAGGGAGAUGGAAAAAAUCCUCUCGGGAGAAGUCUAGUAGCAGCAGAAAACACUCAAAACAUCAUAAACACAGAAAUAGGGACUCUGCCGGCAGAUCCCGUUAUGGUUCUGAGAGGGAACAUUCAGAAGCCAGGAAAGAGAAACGAAAACGGAGGGAUUGAACAUAAGCAUCUAUUUUCUUCAUUCCUAUCUUCAUACAGAAAUUUUUGGUCUGUAUCUCUCCAUGGAACCAAACCCCAAAAUUUGACGGUUGAUUAAUUUUGUUUGAUGUUCUGGCCGCUGAAACGUUCGUGGAGAUUAUUCACUAGCGUGGGUCUUGUGUCCAGAUCUUGUUGGGAGGGAGUUAAAAUCCAUCGAGGCUUGCAUUUGAUGAAAUGAUUCAUUUAACUGAAAGCAGGGAAGCAUGGGCCUGGUUAGGGAGGAAAAGUGGAUGGAGGGGAUUUAGAAGGUUGGUGAUGCUAUUAACAUGCAAAAGCCCUGAUGGCAGUAUCUAUGUUGGGCGACGUUUGAACUGAACAUGAAAUAUGUCUAGCGGUAUACAUACAGACAGCUAUACAGCUAUACUAUAAUUUAUGAAUGCCGUUUGUGCUGUAAGAUUAUGAAUGUAAUUUCGGAAUAGUGGCCAGGUACCUCUCUGGCCUCCUUGAUCAAAUUUUGAACUCUUGCUGCAUCCUCUCGGUUCUACUUCUGAAAUGGAAGUGACCUGCAUAUUAAUUCCACCGAAAUUUAUCA